Anarrhichthys ocellatus (wolf-eel) is the source of this 1905-nucleotide messenger RNA. Its product is annotated as MICOS complex subunit mic25a-like. Gene Ontology annotation, cellular component: MICOS complex; mitochondrion. The transcript has 8 exons. The record is from RefSeq and is a predicted model, not a curated record. Bases 63 to 965 code for a protein of 300 amino acids. Lineage: Eukaryota; Metazoa; Chordata; Actinopteri; Perciformes; Anarhichadidae.
UCCCAUCUGUCAUACAUUUUGUCAUUGGGCAGGACAUCAAUUCAUGUUACUAACUUAAUUCUAUGCAAAGUCAUCAGCAAAGCUGUCCCCUGACACCAGAAGGUAUGGGGUCGGGAGAGAGUACGACCAGAAAGGUGUCCUUUGGUGUUGACGAUGAGGACAGAGUCAGGAUUCUUCGUGGAGUCAAGCUGUCAGAAGAUGUUCUUCAGAGGAUGAGAGGAGUGGCCAACAUUGCUCCAGAACGCACGUCCUCGCCAACCUCAAGCCCUGAGAAAGACACAGGUGCUCCUCGCAGCGCCAGCCCAGGCUCUCGACCCCAGCAGGGCCCUCAGCACCAGGCCCAGCCCGGUACCCGGUCCAGCACUAGCAAACCAGCCGCCUAUGCUAAGGAAGAACAGAAAAGGUAUGAGCGCCAGCAGACAGUACUGAAGGAGGAAUGGGUCAAAGUGGCACAAAGAGAGAGGGAGGCGGCAAGGGAGGAGAUGACUAAAGCCAUGACCCGGGAAAGACAACAAAAACGCCUGGAAGAUGAGAACGCCAAACAACUGUCUGCAGAUGAGAUACCUGUGAUGGCUCAGCAGCUACAGAAGAAAGAUGUACAGCUGAAAGCAUUGGAUGCCUUCUACAAGGAGCAGCUGGCACAGCUGGAGAAGAGGAAUUUGGAGAGAUACGAACAGAGCAAGGACGAAUUCCACCAAGCUGCCUCCAAGACAGAAGCAAGCGUGAGGUCUCGCAAUACCGACCCGGUGUGUCUUGGCCUGCAGGCUCAGAUCUUAUCUUGCUACAGGGACAACAGAGACCAGACCCUCAGGUGUUCAGACCUGGCCAAAGAAUACAUGCGGUGCAUCAACGCUGCAAAGAAGGUGAGAGCUUCUUUCAAAUCGAUAGGAUUUUGGAAUAUAAGGGUCAACACAUCAACUGUGUCAAUCCUAGAUCAUACCUUAAUUAUGAGGAUCGCUUUCUAAAGCCAUAUCAAUAGCAACUUUCAAACCAAAAAGAAUAAAUACAUGGUUAUUAUAAUAAUGCUAAUAAUAUUUUAUUAAAUUGUACUUCACAUGGCCCUUCAAAGAAGCAGGGGGGACAUAACAAUCCAGUCUGAGUAGUGUCUUUUGAAGUUUUCCACGGAGAGAGAUGAUAUUUUCAGAGCAGCACACUGUCUGAUGUAAAAGAAAGAAACUCAAUUUUUCUCAAGUUCUCACGAUUAUUCAGGCGGGAGGGGGGGGGGGGGGGGGGGGGUUUAAAGACCCCCCAAAAAAAUCUGAUUGAUCAGAGUUUGAGUGCUGUCACUUUAGGUUUUAACACAGAGAAAAAUCUUGUCAUUUGAAACGGCUUUCAGAGUGAGCGUCUGAUGUAAAAGUAUGAAAUCCAAGUUCUUCGACGCUACCAAACUUGUUUUCCUACUUAUGCUGAAAAUGACACCGUUUCAAAGGCAAACACAGUUCGGCUUGCUGUGACAUAAGUCCUCAGUAGCAGUUCAGCUCGUCACCGCAGCCUCCACCCUUUCAGUUCUAAUUUUAGGUAGUUUACAGACACAUAAUCAUUUAAAGUAAGUGAGAAAGUAGAAAACAAAAAAGGCAGGUUGUCAUCGGGAAAACACAAGCAGUAAAACUCGACAUUUUCCCUGACAACAUUAAUUUAGUAUUUUCAGAAUACGAAGAAACUUCAACACUGCCGGAAUUGAAGCAAAAUAUGAAUUCCUGAAAGCGGUUCACCUAAUGUCAAGUAAACCAGACGGGGUCGUCCAGUCAGACGCAGCGAUGAUGUCUGCAGUCUCAUCAUUAGAAUUCUAGCAGAGUUUAACAGAAACCUUGCACUGUAGACUGUAGCUGUGUUUGAAUAACCCCAAGGCUUCUUUUUAUGUUCAUGUGUGUUAGACUUUUGCAUUUUUUAAGUUCGAAAACUCAA